UUAACCCAACAGGUCUGGCAGACUCUUCUGAACCCCCAGCAGGUUGUGGACAGACUCUGAGACUGACCCACAGAGACAGCAGAAGCCCACAUGAGCAGCUGCUGAGGGGUUAUUUACAGACACAGAGGAAUGCGGGUCUGGCAUCAGUGUGUGUGUGUGUGUGUGUCAUGACCAUCUCUUUCACCAGAGAAAACCAGCAAACACACAUCACAGUAUGCUUGUUAGAUGUUGAACAGUAUAAUGAGUACAGCUGGGUGAAGGGCCCUCCGCCAGGUUUUCUCCAGGAUCAUCAAGGGGGCGUCCCAAUCCAUCAACUCAAACUGGAGAUGAUCAGGAACAGCAGGAUUUAGUCAUUUAGUGAACUUUUAAAGCUAGUGAAGAAGAAAUGCAGAGAAUCUCCUCAGCUAGAGUUGAUCAAGUCAGUCUUUGGGUCUCCAUGAUGGAAGCAGAAGCAGAAGCUCCAGAGCUGGACAUCGACGGCCUUCAGCAGAACCAGACCCCAGGAGAACCCGAGAUUCCCAAACGCAGCGAUGUCAAAGUGUACAAGGAGUUCUGCGACUUCUACGUGCGCUACAACAUGACGAACGCGCUGGCGAACGCAGUGUGUGAGCGCUGUAAGAGCAGCUUCAGUCCCACAGAGAAGAUGGUGAACAGUAAUGGAGAGCUGUUCCACGAGCAGUGCUUCACCUGCGCACAGUGCUUCCAGCAGUUCCUCCAGGGGCUCUUCUAUGAGUUUGAGGGCAGGAAGUACUGUGAGCACGACUUCCAGAUGCUGUUCGCCCCCUGCUGCCGUCAGUGUGGUGAGUUUGUGGUGGGUCGGGUCAUCAAGGCCAUGAACAGCAGCUGGCACCCGGACUGCUUCUGCUGUGAGGUGUGUGAGGCGGUGCUGGCUGACGUGGGCUUCGUGAAGAGCGGCGGCCGACCCCUGUGCCGCUCCUGCCACAGCCGUCAGAAGGCUCUCUCUCUGGGCAAACACAUCUGCCAGAAGUGCCUGUGUGUGGUGGAGGAGCCGCUGAUGUACAGGAGCGACCCGUACCACCCCGACCACUUCAGCUGCUGCCACUGCGGGAAGGAGCUGACAGCAGAUGCGCGUGAGCUGAAGGGCGAGCUCUACUGUCUGCCCUGCCAUGAUAAGCUGGGCGUCCCCAUCUGUGGAGCCUGCAGGAGACCAGUGGAGGGACGAGUGGUCAACGCCAUGGGGAAACAGUGGCACGUGGAGCACUUUGUGUGUGUAAAGUGUGAGAAGCCGUUCCUUGGCCAUCGGCAUUACGAGCGUAAGGGACUGGCGUACUGCGAGACUCACUAUAACCAGCUCUUCGGGGACGUCUGCUUCCAGUGUAACCGUGUGAUCGAGGGUGAUGUGGUGUCUGCGCUCAACAAGGCCUGGUGUGUCCGCUGCUUCAGCUGCUCCACCUGCACCUCCAGGCUCACUCUCAGAGAUAAGUUUGUGGAGAUCGACCUGAAGCCCGUCUGUAAACACUGCUACGAGCGAAUGCCAGACGAGCUGAAGAGACGCCUGAGCCGAGAACAGGAGUCCAGAGACAAGAGGAAGAGGAAGCCCAUGUGUCUGUGAGGACACGGAAACUCUGAGUAAUCCAGCAGUGUACUGUACUGAUGACUGAAGCCCAGCGAUGAGCAUGUACUGUGUGUGUGUGUGUGUGUGUGUGUGUCUAAUCUCCUUCAUCCAGCACAGAAUAAAGCAGUGUAAAGCA
Messenger RNA from Danio aesculapii, 1712 nucleotides. RefSeq names its product LIM and senescent cell antigen-like domains 2 (gene lims2). The record is from RefSeq and is a predicted model, not a curated record. Gene Ontology annotation, biological process: cell-cell adhesion; positive regulation of substrate adhesion-dependent cell spreading; positive regulation of integrin-mediated signaling pathway. Bases 386 to 1573 code for a protein of 395 amino acids. The transcript is spliced from 12 exons. Gene Ontology annotation, cellular component: cell-cell junction; focal adhesion; cytoplasm. Lineage: Eukaryota; Metazoa; Chordata; Actinopteri; Cypriniformes; Danionidae.